Scedosporium apiospermum is the source of this 3855-nucleotide messenger RNA. RefSeq lists its product as uncharacterized. The record is from RefSeq and is a predicted model, not a curated record. The coding region runs from base 1 to 3855 and encodes 1284 amino acids. Lineage: Eukaryota; Fungi; Ascomycota; Sordariomycetes; Microascales; Microascaceae. The transcript has 4 exons.
AUGUCGCAGUCGGAGCCACCGCAGGAGGGCAAAACAACGAGCCCUCCACGACCAGCCGCCUACUAUAUCACUUCUGGUGAACCUGUGGGGCGGGUUGUCCAAUAUCGAACCACCAAGAAAGGGCAAGCGGGUGCGAACGAUCGAAGCCCCGUCGAAUUGGAAGGACGGAUUGGAUCAACACCGAAGGCAGUCACUAGAGGUGCACGCGGCGCGCGAAGAAUCGUGGAGAGAUCCGGAAGCGAGGAUGCACGCCCAAUUGUUGGGGAAUGUGAAGAAUUCGAGGGCCCACCCACUGUCGCUAACUCUGCCGUGCUCCCCGAGCCCGAGCCAGUGGUAGAAACAAACGACAGAAAUGACGAUGACUGGUAUCCUCCUUCACGUCGGACGCCGCCAGGCCGGAGCAGGCCGAACCACGAGUCCUCGAGAGCCGCCAUGACGACCCAGCUAACGCAUUUCCGUCCGAAUGGUCCGGCUGCCUACCCUACCGAAGAUCCCGAGACAGCAUCGAGAAAGAGAGUAACCUUUGGAGAUAAGAUGCCCGUUGUGAUUCCACCCCCCCCAUGGCCACAAGCACACGCGCGACCCCGACCUUCACUACACCCUCAAGUACCAUUGCCGCCAUCACGACCACCACCCCCGGUGGCACCACCGGCAGCAGCCCAACCCCCAGUGCCCCCAAUAGAGACUGUACCGGGCAAGUCCGUCCCAAACUCAAACAGGACCAGCUUCACCAGCUCAACGGACUCCGGGUACAGCUCCGCCCACACGGCUUCUUCGCGUUCUCUCCCGUCCCAGAAGAGGCGCAAGAGCAGUUCAUUUGACAGUACUGAGGCUGUCGUUACCUAUGACGAUACCGACCCGGAGCCUUUCGAGAUCUACCACGCGUCAUUGCCUGACGCCCCCGACGAACGCGAUCCACACGAUCCUUCUUAUGACGUCGAAAUAGCGAGCAGUCGUAAGCGUUUGUUGUCUCGGUGGAAUAGACCGACCGUUCCAGAUCUUGAGCGCACGGUGUAUGGUCAUGAACAGUUACCAUACAUAUGGGAUCCUCGAUAUCCGGAGGGACUCUCAUCAAUACAACGAAGAGAUAGACUGGAAGAAGGGGAAGUGUAUGUGCCUCCUAGCGAGGUCUACUCCCACGGGUCAGUGGGAAGGCAGAGUGAGAUCGAGCUGGAGUCCUCGGAGGACGGGAACGUCACUAUCAAACUUUCCGGGGGUGCCGUUAUUAAAGUCGGCGAUAACGAAAUAAAAUGCGAAGAUGGCGGGAGGUUAACCAUCAGAAAUCCCGGCAAAACCGCAGGCAAUCUGCCGACCCCUCGGCUUGAGAGAAUGCCGGAACGACGGCCUCAGGUAUACAACUAUAAUUGUCGACAAGAUAGAAGUCCGUUCGAGCCCAGUACAGAGAACCCCUGGCAACAUACGGCGCGUCGAGCCAAUCAGCCAGAACUGUCAAGAUCACGGUCGACUCCCAUGUGGCUAUCGGAUUGGUCGAACCCGACCGGGAGGGUUGGUCAGGACCAGGAGCCGGCGCACCUCCGUGGCGAAGACCACCGGAAUCUCAAGCCGACACAUGUGAGAGGUGACUCACCAGACGGAUGGGGCAUUGCGGCCUAUGUCACGGAGCGGGAAAAAUACCAUGAGGAGGCUCGACAUGCGCAAUCCUACCAGAAACAAGGAAGCGCUGAGAAGCUAAAGGCCGAAGUCCCAGGUCCCAGGCCGAUUCAUGUUCACCCCCAGCCCGCACAUCUGCCUCUGUUGGGCAGGACUCGGAAUGUCCACUAUACCCGUCAUGCCGGGCUCUCAUUGGGAACGGAGAAAAACCCUUCUACAGGUUUGUUUGCUAGGCGGAACCGUGUCCCUCAUCGAUCGGGAGACAAUAGCGCACUGCAUCCUCCCCGGCUGGUUCCUGAAGCACAGCCUUCUCUAGUUCCACCUAAAAAGAGACCACUGGUUUUUAAUGACCGAACCGUCGCUUCUAGCCGAGCGUUUUGGGGAGAUGGUCCGGGUUACACGAGGCCGCGCAGCGAACAUGGGCUGGCCCACUCCACGGCAGUAUUAGAUGAAUUCUCCACGGGUGAGCGGCCCAUAGUAUCGCCCUUCAUCAAGAGACCUCCCAGCAUGGACGCGAACUCAGCCACCGAUUCAGAUGGCUCUGGUGAGGUCCCGGACCAUCUUAAAAUUGGUGAGGUGGAAAGGGCGGUGAGGCUCCUCUGCUCACGCGGGGAGCUAAAGGACGUUUUUGAAGUUGCUUGGUCACUGGUCAGCGAAAAGACGUUCGAAUCCAAUGUUGAGCGUCUUCUUUGCCAGUACGGGAAGGAUCUUGCAGCCGAAGCUUCAAACGAACUAGAAUAUAAUGUUGCGGAUAUUGUCGUUGCAUCGGCACCUAGGAUAGUGGAUCAGGUAUGGGCGGUGGCCCACCCAGAUAACGGCCACCGCAAGCUUGCCGAAGCGAAAGGCAUAACCGACUAUUCAAAGCUGGGAAAAACUGCCCAUCGGGAGGUUGAAGACUCACAAUCAGAGACUGAGGGCAAUGAUGACGAUUCGCCUUUAAACAGGGCUAAACAGUUCAUGACGACUUCCCAAGCACAUCAGAAAUUACGAGAUGGUUUGAGAACCUGGCUCAAGAUUCCGAAGGAUUCCGAUGUACUCCGUUCUCCGCGAACAUCACUGCAUACCCUACCAACACCUGGGAGUGAAACGACUGAAGGGGGGGCGGCGGACUCAAGCUUAUCUAGUAAUGACUCUCCGAAGGAUGAUUUGGCCGAAAGUGUGAGAAGUGGCUUGGAUAUGGAUAGGAAGGAUCUCGAGUUGAACAAGGCCACGGAGGAAUCGGAACUCAUGACAAGCCGCCAAGAGGAUGAAGACGAUCGGAGAACCUCUGUUGAUGAUGAUUGUGGCAAAGACCAAGAGGAGGACAUGUCAGAGUCAGCUGGAACUGUAUGCGGGAAGCGGUUAAGCAUCGAAGUGCCAGAAAGCGACGUUGAUGCGACAACGCAGUUUGCGCAACAAGCUGCAGGUUCAUCCCAUUCGAGGACGGUAUCCGCUACCCGCUCAGAUGGAGGCACUGUCUCUUCGUCAUCUGAAUCUGUCAGAAGCUCGCCUUCGCGGUUCGACUCGGCGGACUCCACCACUUUGUCCACCGCACCAUCAACUGCGCCCUCGGAAGGCAAUGGGCUCCAACUCCCAAAUCACCCACUGGGGACCAAACGCUACUUACUACUCUGCGCCAACAGCAGCAUGACCCGUACGAGGAUGCGCAACGUCGACUUGACGAACGUGGGGCAUGACGAGGUGCUGUUUCACAAAAUUCGGGAGGCGUAUCGCGAGAUGCGAUACCUUCGUUACGGUAACCCAUUCGUUAUUCCUAAGACGAUGCAAUAUGUCAAGUUUGAAUUGAUAGUCCGCCAAAGGUCAGGGGAAUGCGUCGGAAAUCUCGAAUCCGACUCGAUUCCCCCGAUAAAGGAGGUCUAUAGCGGCAGAUAUUCCUACCAGCCGUGCCCUCCAGAUAUCGGAAAGCUCCCCAUGCACCCGGAUGUCUUUAUGCAUUCAUUCCUCGAGCCCGGCGACCACACCGGAUGCCUAGCCGUAGAGCGGCUCCCCAAGAAGAUGCAUCGGGAACUGAGCUGCAAUGGCGACCCGACUUGUUUGCCUGUGGGAUGGGGUAUCUACAUUACGGAGGGGUUCAACUGGAAACUGAUUCAACGUGUGAUAAUAUGCGCGAUUGUGGUGACUACCGCUCUGGUUUUGGUUUGGAGUAUCACGAAUGGGGAUGUUCAAGGUGGUACCGGUAUUGGAUCUUUUUGUGUUGCAGUUGUGGCUCUGUUGGCUGCCGUACUCAGCUGGUCAUCAGAUUAA